CCAGCGGGCUGGUGACCUUGAACGUUGGCGGGAAAUGCUACAGCACGACUUUUGAGACCCUGACACGCUUCCCAGACUCCAUGCUGGCCGCCAUGUUCCGCGGCCCCCGCCCGGCCCUUACCGACAGCCGUGGGAACUACUUCAUAGACCGCGACGGCAAGGCCUUCCGCCACAUCCUCAACUUCCUUCGCUUUGGCCGGCUGGAUCUGCCAGAGGGGUAUGCGGAACUCUCCCUGCUGCGCAUGGAGGCGGAUUUCUACCAGAUCCGCCCGCUUCUGGAGGAACUGCGCCGUGUGGAAGCCGAACACCGCCGCCAGAGAGCCAAUGCAGUGCUUCAUGCCGAUGUGGACUUCCGUGACCGGUUGCUGCACUUCAACGUGCGCCGCGGACCACAGAACUAUGAACUCUGCACGUGCUCCCUUCAGAUCUUUACAGCCAACAUCUUCUGCACUGACCCGUAUUUCCUUGCCGUGUUACGCAGACGCUUGGGCCAAUGGGAUUGCAUCAAUGGAGAGCUCGAACAAGGGCAUUCUGGGAGGUGGGAUGACCAAACCACGCAGGAAACAGAAUCUCAGGGCUUCCUCAGCCGGUCAGGUGAUUCAGACGCUACAGUGAGAGGAUCUCGAAAUGGUUUGAGUUGGGAUGACGUCGUUGCCAACAGAGAAUCUGGAGGUUGGAAAAGAGAAGGGGAAGACUUCAGGACAAAUGGCAAAUGGAGAAUUUGCCUGUACAGUUCAGCUGAUGAAGAAGAGGAUAUGGCUGAGGAGGCCCUGGACUGUUCUUUGGGGCUGUCCCCCACGGGGACCAAAGCACACCAUCACCUCUGCCUGGAGUGGGCCCCCCGCCCGCCAGAGCUUCCAGCUGCAGAGUAUGUGAAGCAGAAGUUGUGUCCGCUGCAGGUGGGUGGGAGGGAGAUCCGAACUGCCAACGAAUUCCUGGAAGAGGUGCUGAAGGCGGCUCUGGCGCAAGGCUUCCGUGUGGAUUCGGUCUUUCCUGACCCAGCAGAUAUCCUCCAUGCCCAUUCCUUGCGAUUCGUGCGGCACUGAAUGUUU
This is a messenger RNA of Euleptes europaea (tarantolino), 1052 nucleotides long. RefSeq names its product potassium channel tetramerization domain containing 11 (gene KCTD11). The transcript has a single exon. Gene Ontology annotation, biological process: positive regulation of neuron differentiation; protein homooligomerization. Lineage: Eukaryota; Metazoa; Chordata; Lepidosauria; Squamata; Sphaerodactylidae. The record is from RefSeq and is a predicted model, not a curated record. Bases 81 to 1046 code for a protein of 321 amino acids.